ACGAGCAUUGAUUCCAGGCCGGGCGUUCUCCUCCACCCAGCCUCAGUCAAGUCGGGAUUAGCGACGAGAUAGCAGCUGUCCUUUCUACUCUCCACUCCGAAGACAGUGAAGUAGUUCAUCUGCAUCGUGACAUCUAUAAAGGGAAGUUUUCAGUACGCAUUGACGUCUGAAGUGUGAAUAUUCAAGAGGGGAAUAUCCUGAAGAUGGCUGCGAACAACGGGAAGCGACCUGUUGCUUAUGUGACACGAGUGGAGUGUUUUAGCGCUUGCCACCGAUUACAUAGCAAACAGCUUAAUGACGAAGAUAACCACGAAAUCUUUGGCAAGUGUAACAACCCUAACGGACACGGACACAACUACAAGCUUGAGGUGACAGUGCGAGGACCUGUUGACGCCGUGACGGGGAUGGUGAUGAAUGUGACUGACCUCAAGCGCAUCAUCAAUAGCGUAGUCAUGGAUGUCAUGGACCACAAGCAUCUCGAUUUGGACGUCCCUGUCUUCAGGGACUCAAAUCUAGUCAGCACUACAGAAAAUGUUGCAGUUGUCAUAUUUGAGGCCAUCCAGGGUCAACUUCCGAGCCAGGUGGCCUUGUAUGAAAUUAAAGUGCAUGAGACUGACAAGAAUAUUGUUGUCUACAGGGGAGAACAUGAAUGAAUAAUUGAUACUAAAAAUCUGAUCAGUAAGUGCCAUACAAGAGUUUAAAUGAGAUUAGUUUUGAUAUCAAACUUUUAGUAUAUGAAUGAAAUAGCUUAGGUAGAGACUAUAUAUCUUCCAAGAAUACUUCUUUCCGUCAGGUUCAUAUUAUUUUGAAAAUACUUUUUGUAUUGUGAAAUUAAUUUGUUAUCAAAGUAUAAAAUAAUAAAUUGUUUUAAAACUAUGUCUGUCUUUUAGUAAAUUGUACAAUUUAUAGAUUAAAUAUUAUUAUCAGGUUUAUGGUGUUCUUGAAUUAUAAAAAAAAUUACAGUUAAUCUGAUACCCAAGAUCAAGGUCAGUUGCUGGCUUUUCACUGAUAUUUAUAUAUAUAACAGCAUAUAAUUAACUGUACAAUGCGAAUCAGAAAUCUUUAACUUGCAUUCAUUGGUACAAAGCAGUGAGACAGAGGCUCACUAGUAAAAUUUUAUCUCGGUGAACAUUCAUGCUUAUGUGCAUGAACACACAUAUGUAGAUUACUCAUAGCAGUCAUCAGGUCAAGCUUACAUUUAACAACAGAGUUGGCUUGGUACCUCAGUGGUUUGAUUUUAUAUUUAAAAAUAAAUCGAAAUUAUGUAAACAAAUAUUUAAUAAACACAAUAGGAAUAAUAUAAAUAAUAGUGUUUCAGUACUAUUAUGAAGAAUACAUUAUGAAUUCCUUUAUACAUAAAAAGAAAGUAAUAUAAAAAGACACUUGAUAAAUUGUUAUAAAAAUCCACUGAUAAUUCCCUAGUAUUUUUUCUGUGCUAAAUAGAAUAUGUAAAAGAAGUCCUGAUUUUAUUCACCUUUCAUUUACAUAUAAACAACCCAAAAUAAGAAUCUUUUAAUUACUUAUAAUACUGCUUUUCAGAAUAUUACUAUAAAAAAACUGAAGAGAUCAAUAUUAGAAAGUAAAUGGCAGUUAUGAUAAAUAUUUAGUAAAUAACAGGUAACUAAUAUCCCUCCACAUCUGUGCAAAUGAAAUUAAACAAAAUAAUGAAUAUUAUUUUUUACAUUCACAACUUAAACUUUGCAUGUUGAUCUUCAUACAAAAUUGUUAUUUAAAAUGCAUUAAUUCCUAUUUCUGCAAAAUAUGACAGAAAAUUCUGGCACUGGCAAAAAACAAUAAUUGUGGUCAUGUGUUCAUGUGAAUCCUAAUUGCAAUUUCCACUUCUUUUCAUUAUUCAUUUAUAUGUUGUACGAGGAACUGAGUACUUUAAUCUGAUACUUUAUUUCUAAAAUGUGUUUAACUAUAUUACUUCCAUUGUCUUAUUAGCAAUGAGAAAUAUAAAAUAAAACAAAAUUCACCUUUAGUGUUUCAUGAGAUAGUACAUCAUUGUCUUAACUUUUAUCAUUUUUGGUCUUGUUUAUAAUAUGAAUACCAUAAGGAAGAUAAUAAUAUUUGUAAAUUACAAGUGAUACAUUGAUGACAUUACCCAUAUUUAAAAUGUGAUAGAAAAGUUAAUUAACACUCCGAGGUACAAAAUACAGUACGAGAUGUAUCAUCACCAAACAAAAUAAAAUUUUAUUGGUU
Molecule: messenger RNA, 2202 nt
Organism: Penaeus monodon (black tiger shrimp)
Lineage: Eukaryota; Metazoa; Arthropoda; Malacostraca; Decapoda; Penaeidae
Gene: purple
Product: 6-pyruvoyl tetrahydrobiopterin synthase-like
Exons: 4
Coding region: 204-653 (149 amino acids)
Biological process (GO): tetrahydrobiopterin biosynthetic process
Cellular component (GO): mitochondrion
Molecular function (GO): 6-pyruvoyltetrahydropterin synthase activity
Source: RefSeq, a predicted model, not a curated record